CCCAUAGCGCGGCUCGUCGCGACCUAGCCCUAGCCGCCGCCCGUUCGCGACCUCGCCGGCGCCGCCAUCCCGCCGCCGGCGAACCUCCCCCCCUAGCGGCAGGUCGCCGUCACGCCGCGCCGCCCCGCGCCGCCGUACUAGGCGCCAGCCCGCGAGGUCCGCUCGGCUCCAGGAUUCGCGCUGCCGCACACUCCGCUCCGCUCGGCGUCCCCGCCGACUCGAGGGCACCCCUCCUCGUCGGGCCUCUCCGUCGCCGACGAGCUUUUUGGGGGGUUGAGCCGAACCCCCAUGCCCUACGUUUGGUCUGUCCCUUGGUCGUGAGGAUAUGGACCAUAUAGCUGAAGAAGAGACUGUGGGAGUUGCGGAAGACCCUGGUUUGGCUGAUGUUGGCAAGGCUGAUGAGACCAAGGAAGAAGGUGGUGGUGCUGGAGUGCACUUGGAUGAAACUAGGGUUGCAGUGGAUGAUCCCACGGAGGUGCGUGCUUCGCAGAUUGACGAUGGUACGGCUAUGGUGUCCGUAUUAGGUGGCGAUGGCGAUAGCUUUGUUGAGCAAGAUGGUCAGGAUACUAGCGGCGGCGGUGCUUGCAAUGAAGGUAAUGAGCCUGAGGAAGAUGCUCGUGUUCAGGUGCGUUUGGAUGAUACUAGUGCCGCUGUGGAUGAGGGGGGUGCUUCCUUGAUUGAUGAUGUUAUGAAUACGCUCCCCGUUGGAGGUGUGGCUAGCUUUGAUGAUGGUCCUCAGACGGACAAGAAUGCGCAGGAUGAGGGGGCGCUUAUAGAUGUAGUUUCCUCAACUGUGCUGAAUGAUGCGAGCAUAGAUCUUGUCAAAGCUAGUGAUAGUGUCUCGGAGGAAGGCACAGGGAUGGAUAUACUUGUCCAACCGGGAGAGGACAUUAAGGAAAUGGUUACAAUAGCCUGUGAUGCGGCCACAGAUGACGAGGGCAGGAAGGUGGAUGCAGUUUCCAGCUCCAGUGAUCGCAACGAGGAAGUGGUUGGUGCAGCUGGUCUUGAUGAGACAGAUGAAGACAUGCGAUUGGGUACAGUUGGCCUGUCUGGUGAUGACAAUGUGGCAAAUGAGGCUGCUGCCGCAGCUGCUGGUGGUGCAGAUGAUGAGGACUUGAAGAUGGAUGGGGUCAUUACCGCCGGAGAUAAGGAUGUGGAAAAUGGCAAGGCUGACAAUGCUGAUGGUGUUCCGGAAGUGAAUGUAGUUGCCAUUAGUAGAGAUAAUAGUGCGGAAAAUGAGGCUGCUGCAGCUGGUGAUGAUGGCGCAGAUGAAGAGGGCAUUCAGAUGAAUGUGCUAAACACAACUAGAGGUGAGGGUGAAGAAGAUGAUGAGGCUGCUCAAAAUGUUGUUGAAUAUGCUGUUGAUGGUACAGAAGAACUGGAAACUAUAGGCCUGACUGGAGAUGAUAAGGCGGAAAAAGAAGCUGCCCCAGCUGGUAACAAUAGUGCAGAUGAGGAGGGCAUGCAGAUGGAUGCGGUUACCACAACUGGAGCUGAAGAUGAAGAUGGCAAGGCUGAUGAAAAUGUUGUUGAAGAUGAUGAUGGUGUUUCAGAAGAAGCUGUGGCUGACACAGUUGGUGAGGAUAUCCCUGAAGAAGAUGCAGUGCAGAUAGAUGAGGACGAGGAUGAUGAUGACGUGCCUCCACCAUUGACAAGGAAAGGCGGGGGGCGCCGGAAGCGAGGUCGUGCAUCUUCCAAGGCUCAGGUUGUGGUGAAACCACCUGUUAGGAAGAAGGAUGAUGAGGAAGUUUGCUUCAUUUGCUUUGAUGGUGGUGACCUUGUUGUGUGUGAUCGUAGGGGUUGUCCUAAGGCUUACCACCCUUCUUGUGUUAAUCGGGAUGACGAGUUCUUCAAAUCGAAGGGUCGUUGGAAUUGUGGGUGGCAUAUUUGUAGCAACUGCCAGAAACCUGCCUUCCAUAUGUGUUACACAUGUACCUAUUCCUUAUGCAAAAAAUGCAUAAAAGAGACAAAAUUCGUCUCUGUUAGGGGAAACAAAGGCUUCUGUGAGACAUGCAUGAAUACUGUGAUGUUGAUAGAGAACAAGGAGGAGGCUACUGAGCAAAUGGAUGUAGAUUUUGACGACAAAACAAGCUGGUGGUAUUUGUUCAAGGAUUAUUGGUUGAAUUUGAAAACAAAAUUACCAUUGACGUUUGAAGAAAUAUCAGCAGCCAAGUCUCAAAAGAAUGGUUCUUCUUUGGUUAUUCGUGACAAUGAUCUCAGUGAACCACAUGAUACAAAUGAUGAAGAAGAGGGUAAUUCAGACAGCUCAUCUGUGCGCCAUCUAGAAGGCAAUUCAAAGAGGAAAGGAAGGAAGCGAUCAAAGCAAGCUGCUAACGAUGACAGUUCUGUAGUUAAAGAUAGCACUAGGAAAUCUACAAAGCGAGGCCUGACAGGUGGCCGUGAUACUAAAAGUUCUACAGGGAGAAAGGUUAGAAAAUUGUCCAAGCGUGCUUUGAGCAGUGACCAUCGACCAAGAGAAUCUGAAAGCGUAGGGACAUCUACAUCGUCAGCUGAAGAGACCAGUUGGGCUUCGAAGGAGCUCUUGGAUUUUGUAGCAAAUAUGAAAAAUGGUGACAAAUCUGUGCUGUCCCAAUUUGAAGUCCAAUCCCUUUUACUUGAUUAUAUUAAACGUGAAAACCUCCGGGAUCCUCGCAGGAAAAGUCAGAUAAUUUGUGAUUCUAUGCUCAAAAGCCUUUUUGGGAAAGCACGUGUUGGUCAUUUUGAGAUGCUGAAGCUUCUUGAAUCCCAUUUCCUCAUGAGCGAGGUCUCGCCAGUUGAAAUUGAUGACAACCAUGGUGGUGUUGUAGACCCUGAUCCUAGUCUGGAUGCUGAUGGCAACAGUGAAGCAUCAAUGGUGAUGAGCUCAGAAAAAAGGAAAAAAUCUCGCAAGUAUGACCAGAAAGCUCUGCAAACAAACCUUGACGACUACGCAGCAAUAGAUAACCAUAACAUCAGUUUAAUGUACCUGCGUCGCAACCUGUUAGAAGAAUUGAUCAGUGAAGUUGACACAUUUGAUGAGAAAGUUCUUGGGUCAUUUGUGAGAAUAAGAAUAUCUGGAACAGGUCAAAGGCAAGACAUCUACCGGCUCGUGCAAAUUGUUGGCACAGGAAUAGCGCCAGAACAAUAUAAAUGUGGGAAAAAGUCGACUGAUAUAACACUGGAGAUUCUAAACUUAGACAAGAGAGAGGUUAUUACUAUUGAUAUAACCUCAAACCAAGAGUUCACUGAGGAGGAAUGCAAACGCUUACGGCAAAGCAUAAAGUGUGGAUUCAUUCCAAGGCUGACAGUGGGAGAGGUUUAUGAGAAAGCAAAGGUUCUACAAUCUCUCAAAGUCAACGAUUGGAUUGAAAGUGAAAAAAUGCGGCUUGGGCAUCUUCGUGACCGUGCAAGCGAUAUGGGCCGUAGAAAAGAGCUUAGAGAAUGUGUAGAGAAGCUGAAGCUUCUAAGUACCCCUGAAGAGCGUGUUCGUAGGCUGAAUGAAGAACCUGAAGUUCAUGCUGACCAUACCAUGGAUCCAGAUUAUGAAUCUCCAGAGGAACAAGAGCAGGAUACUGGAAGAAGCAGCUUCAAUAAGUCAAGAGGAUCUUUCUCUAAGAAAGAUAAUAAUCCUGUAUCUCCAGGUAAAGGAGAGGGUAGGAGUCCUGCACAAAGAGAUUUAAAAACCAACUGGGAGUCUAAUCGAAACACAUGGGGCGAAUCCAGUACACAUAUCGAGUCACCCCUUGGACGCAGACCUGCAUUUUCGUCUCACGGUGAAAGUGCUGGUUACACAAGUAAAUCAGAUAGCCCAAACAUCGGUACACACGCAGUUAAAGUGGGAGCUACUGCAGGUAAUGCUCCACAUGGUCUAUCUGGUGUUUCAUCUGAAACUUUAGGAGCCAAUAUAGGGUCAGGGGGAACACAUGCAUCACAGUCAGUUAUUAAUGAGUCUGAAAAAAUCUGGCAGUACAUGGAUCCUACCGGUAAAAUCCAGGGUCCUUUCUCAAUAGUGCAGUUGCGGAAAUGGAAUGGCAGUGGGUACUUCCCUCCGAAUUUAAAAAUAUGGAAGUCUACUGAGAAGCAAGAUGAUUCAAUAUUAUUGACAGAUGCUUUGCUCGGGAGGUUUGAGAAAGACCUACCGCCGUGGGAACCGCCAGUUGGAAGCAGUUCAGAUGUUGAUGGUAGGCCCCGUAAUGAUUCCCUUCUUGAGGAAGGAACAAGAGCUGGAGAACAACCUUCAAAAUCAGCAGUUCUAAGUAGCACACAGUCUUUCUCAGGAAGGGCUGGUCAGGGAAACGAUGCGGCAAAUCUUGGACCAGCCACUAUCCAAUCUAGUACACAAGGUUAUUAUGGAAUGCAAAACUCUCAAGCAGCGUAUGCAGUCCAACAAUCUCUUAGUGGAAGUUGGAACGCCUCAAGUCAGUUUGGAACUGCAAUAAAUCCUGUGACACUUUCUCAGCCUGCCAUGGGUAGCUUUGUAGUUGGACAAAAUGCAGCUUUAGGAAGUGCAGGUCAGCUAACUCCUGUACCAGGUCCUGCGACAGUGAGUGCAGAAGUAGUUAAUUCACAGUUGCAGUCCCAGAACCAGAUAGCAUCUUUUUUAUCACAAAGUGAUGGCAGAUUAGCUGAUGGAAACGAUUCAAAGUUGGGGGAAGAUGCUUCGCGUGAAAGGAUGAGGUCAUCGGGUGAAGAUCUUGGACUAUCUGGUGCACAACCUGGAGGGGUGCAAUCAAAUACUCAACAACUUGAAGAUGCAAGGAACCAGUUACAAACUGAUGCUUCCAACUCGGUAAAGCCAUCUCAGCUGAUAUCAACACCAUCUGCUGAAGCAGUGCAGCCCUCGUCCACAGCCAUGGCUGGUGGUGAUAAUCAAAACACUGCUUGGGCACAAUUGGCAAGCACAUCUGGCCAAUCUCAGCCUCAGGCGGCUGGAAAUAUGACCUGGGGAGCUACUCUCCAGGGUAAUGCAAACAUGGGCUGGGGAAUGGUUGGACAGAACAACAUGAACAUGUCUUGGGGAGGAACAGCACAAAGUGCCACAGGCUACAACAUGGGUUUGGCUAUGCAAGCACAGCCAAAUGCAGUUCCAAACAUGGGCUGGGUUACACCAAAUCCUGGAAACACCAAUAUGAAUAUGAUGUGGGCAACUCAAGGCCAAGGCACUCCAAAUGCAGCAGCAAUGGUGGGAACUCAGAUGCAAGGAGUUGCAAUGGCUCCAUGGGGGGCCAUUGCACAAGGAAAUACAAAUUCUUAUCCUGGUUGGGGGGGCCAAGUUGGAAACAUGAACCAAAAUGUUGGAUGGGGUGCUCCCAUGCAGGUUAAUCCAGGUCCCAGUACUGGAAAUGGGACAGGCCAAGAUAAUAACAAUAUGAACUGGAAUUCACCAAGCGGGAACCCAAAUUGGAAUAACCAGCAGCGAGACAAUGGAGGCAGGCAUUCUGGGCAUGGUGGUGAUUUUAAUGGCGGUGACUCUGGUGGGAGGUCUUGGAGGUCGCAGUCAGGUGGUGAUGGAGGGUCGUGGAGGCCUAAAAGGGGAGUCUGCUAUUCUAUACUCGACAAGGGAUACUGCAAGAAUGGUGAGCACUGCAACUUUUCCCAUUCAAUACCGAAUGAUGGAUAUCCAUCAAGAAACAGUCGGCACUUCGAUAGGCAAAAUUCAGGUAACGAGAGACGGUACGACAGGCAAAACGAGAGGACUGAUCGGCAGUUUGAUCGGCAAUCGUCAGGCAACGAGAGGCGUGAUGACAGGCACAACGGCAGGGAUAGUGACAGGCAUGAUGACAGGCUGACUGAUACUAGGUCACAAUCAAGAGAGAGGCAGUAGAUCCGUUCUCAGUUUCAUCUGUUGUAUCCUCCCUUUUGUUGUAGUUCCUCAGUAGACAUCCAUAUCACAUAUGCAUGUUUCUGAACUUGGUGCAUUGUAGCGAGUUGCAUCUCCUCAGAAUUGUCAUGUAGAACAGUUGUAGUUAUAAAUCAUGUGCAUCCUACCCUUCUGUUUCUUGCUUCGGAACAAGCAGUAAUACAUUCUGAAUAAAUCCUGGUGUCAGGUAGGAAAUGGGUACUAAAGCACCCCCCCUGGUGAUAUGCUCCAACCUUUUACUGUGCUGGAUGUAUGCUUGUUGUACACAGUAAUUCUGUCUCAUGUAGCCUGUUGAUUGUCCUGCUUCUUUUCUGUAUUGAGAUUCUUGUAUCAGUUCUGGGAUUGUAGGCCAUUUCAAAUCUUCUGUU
Molecule: messenger RNA, 6207 nt
Organism: Oryza sativa Japonica Group (Japanese rice)
Lineage: Eukaryota; Viridiplantae; Streptophyta; Magnoliopsida; Poales; Poaceae
Product: zinc finger CCCH domain-containing protein 19
Molecular function (GO): metal ion binding; protein binding; DNA binding
Source: RefSeq, a predicted model, not a curated record